Camelina sativa (false flax) is the source of this 2695-nucleotide messenger RNA. The record is from RefSeq and is a predicted model, not a curated record. NCBI's taxonomy places the organism in Eukaryota, Viridiplantae, Streptophyta, Magnoliopsida, Brassicales, Brassicaceae.
ACAUACACUAAUUGCUAAGCCGUUUAGAACCUUUCCAAAAAUUAGAUUCUCAAAAGGGAGAUUUUUCACGACCAACUGUGUUUGCAGGUGAAUAAAUGACGGAACAGUUGCUGCUUCAUGGAACUCUUGAAGUGAAGAUCUAUAGGAUCGAUAAGUUGCAUCAACGUUCAAGAUUCAAUUUAUGCGGCAAGGGGAACAAGGAACCGACGGGUAAAAAGACUCAAUCCCAAAUAAAGAGACUAACAGACUCAUGCACAAAUUUGUUUGGAGGACAUCUCUACGCAACUGUUGACCUAGACAGGUCAAGGGUAGCUCGAACCAUGAUGAGACGUCAUCCUAGAUGGUUACAAUCCUUUUAUAUCUACACCGCACAUUCAAUCUCUAAAAUCGUAUUCACGGUCAAAGAAGAUGAACCGGUCAGUGCAAGUUUGAUCGGUCGAGCUUAUUUACCUGUCACCGAAGUCAUCACCGGACAACCUAUAGACCGAUGGCUCGAUAUCUUAGACGAGAACAGGAGACCAGUCCAAGGAGAUGCCAAAAUCCAUGUCCGUGUGAAGUUCACUCACGUGAGACAGGACGUGAAUUGGAAUAAAGGAAUCAUAUUACCUUCUUUCAAGGGAGUUCCUAACGCGUUUUUCAACCAAAGAGAAGGUUGCAAAGUUACUCUUUAUCAAGACGCUCACGUUCUUAGCGAAUACCCUGAUAUUACUCUCGCUGGAGGACAAGUGAUUUACAAGCAUCAUCGGUGUUGGGAAGAGAUUUUUGAUGCGAUAUGGGAUGCAAAACAUUUGAUAUAUAUAGCUGGUUGGUCGGUAUACACCGACGUAACAUUGAUCAGGGAUCCUAAACAAUCUAGACAGGGAGGGAACCUGAAGUUAGGUGAAUUGUUGAAGAAGAAAGCGGACGAAAACGUGACCGUUCUGAUGCUUGUGUGGGACGAUAGAACGUCUAACGAAGUGUUUAGGAGAGACGGUUUGAUGAUGACUCAUGAUCAAGAAACUUACAAUUACUUCAAGAACACGAAAGUGCGUUGCGUUCUCUGUCCGCGGAAUCCGGAUAAUGGUGAGAGCAUUGUACAAGGGUUCGAGGUCGCUACCAUGUUUUCUCACCAUCAAAAAACAAUUGUGGUCGACGGUGAAGUGGACGGGUCAAGCACCAAGAGAAGGGUAGUGAGUUUUCUUGGAGGGAUUGAUCUUUGUGAUGGGAGAUACGACACUGUGGAGCAUCCUUUGUUUGGUACUUUGAAUGGUGUUCAUGCUAAUGACUUUCACCAGCCAAACUUUGAUGGCGCUUCAAUUAGAAAAGGCGGUCCACGUGAGCCAUGGCACGAUAUUCACUGCAAGGUGGAUGGUCCUGCUGCGUGGGAUGUUUUAUACAAUUUUGAGCAGAGGUGGAUGAAACAAGGUAGUGGUAGAAGGUACCUUAUCUCAAUGGCACAGCUCGCAGAGAUCACUGUUCCGCCACUUCCAAUUGUACAACCAGACAAUGAAGAAGGCUGGACAGUUCAAGUUUUCCGGUCCAUAGAUAACGGUGCAGUUGAAGGGUUUCCAGAGGAUCCACGUGAAGCUUCAAGUGUAGGACUUAUAAGCGGGAAAGAUAACGUGAUCGAAAGAAGCAUACAAGACGCGUACGUUAAUGCCAUAAGGAGAGCCAAGCACUUCAUCUACAUAGAGAACCAAUAUUUUCUUGGAAGCUCAUUUGGAUGGAACUCUAGAGACAUUAACUUGAAUGAGAUCAAUGCAUUACAACUCAUUCCCAAAGAAAUUUCUCUGAAAAUCGUGAGCAAGAUCGAGGCAGGCGAGAGGUUUGCCGCGUAUAUCGUGAUACCGUUAUGGCCUGAAGGCAAACCUGGUUCUGCCUCGGUUCAAGCAAUACUAGACUGGCAAAGGAGAACAAUGGAGAUGAUGUAUACAGAUAUCAUCAUUCCAGAGCCGAAUUCUGAUUACGCAAGAGCUCAAGAAUCUCGUCGGUUCAUGAUCUAUGUUCACUCUAAAAUGAUGAUUGUUGAUGAUGAAUACAUAAUAAUAGGAUCAGCCAAUAUAAACCAAAGGUCUAUGGAUGGAGGUCGAGACUCAGAGAUUGCAAUGGGAGCAUACCAACCUAGCCAUCUACUAUCUACUAAUAACAUGAGGCCGACGGGUCAAGUGUUUAGCUUUAGGAUAUCACUAUGGCUCGAACACCUGCGGAUCAUAACUAACGCGUUUCAGUGCCCCGAAAGCGAAGAGUGUAUAAGAAUGGUAAAUGCAAAGGCAGAUGAGCUAUGGGGAUUAUACUCAGCACAAGAGUACCCUCGAGAUCAGGAUUUACCGGGCCAUUUGCUUAGUUAUCCUAUUAGCAUUGGUAGCAACGGGGAAGUAACAAAUCUUGCUGGGACUGAGUUCUUUCCUGAUACUAACGCAAAGGUGGUAGGCGAAAAAUCUAAUUAUCUUCCUCCAAUCCUCACUUCUUAGGUGAUAUAUAUAACACUUUCAUUGUAUACUCUUAAAAUAUGUUUUUUCGAUUUAUAGCGAUAUUUUGCAUGCAUGCCUGUAUAAAUAAGUUACAACAUCAUUGUAGAUAAUCAUUCGAAAACCACGAGCUACACCUAUUUAACAAAAGAGAAAUCCAAAAUUCCAAACCAACAGUAUAAUAAGAAUUAUAAUCAACAUUAUAUUGUUGGAAUGGAGCUAUUUGCUGGAUUUGAGCUUCCACAACU